AUGGACUCGAUGUCUGGAAUGGCCGGCAUGAGCGGCAUGGGUGGCAUGGACAUGUCCAGUGCCGGAAUGUUCACGCCAACCAACAAGCACAUCGCCCAUGUCUACUGGUACAUUGUCGCCGCGAUUGUUGGAUUGCUCGUUCUUAAGAGAGUGGUAGACCGUCUCCGAUUACUAUUUGCGUCCAAAUCGAGUCGGCUUCGACCAGAAAGCGUCCCAUUCAGACCUGAAAAUCCCGUUGCGCAGUUCUAUGACACGCUCGUGGCCGUGUGCAGGGAGCUGGCUUACCCUCAGCUAUGGACAUUCAGUGGGACAUGGAGCAGAUACUUUACACCUCCCCCUCUGGGACGUUGUCUUAUGCUGCUGCUCUACUGGACUGUGAUCUUGACGAUGCUAUGGUCCAACACGAUUCUCGGACCGAACUCGCCAGACUACGCCUACAGAUGGGAAAUCGUGGGCUUUCGUGCAGGAUGGGUGUCUGUGACACAGUUACCUCUGAUUUACCUCCUUGCGGGGAAAGUCAACAUCAUCAGCCUCCUGACCGGCAUAUCCUAUGAGAGACUGAACUGGUUACAUCGAUGGGUGGCGCGGACGAUAUUUCUGACGGUGAUUGUCCACUGGUCGUACUUUUUCAGAGAAUGGGAUCUUGCGCAUUUCGUCAAGCUCGAGAUGGACAUGAUGCCGAUGGUCAAAUAUGGGUUCGGCGCUUGGGCCGUCAUGGGGUGGAUGAUCCUCACUGGCUUUGGGUUCUUCAGGUCAGCAUGUUACGAGGUGUGGCUGUUACAACACCUUGCGUCAGCCGUCGUACUUUUGUGGCUGGUCUAUGUCCAUGUGCCAUCGUAUGCCCGAUACAAUGUCUGGUUUGCAAUCGGUAUUGUUGUCUCUGAUAGACUAUUGAGGACACUGUUUUCAGUGUCCAUCAAUCUCCACCUACUCCCGACGAGAACAGCCAGGGCCCAGCCGACAAAAAGAAAAAGGUUUGGAUACGAGGCUGAAGUCAGAAGCCUUUCCUCCGAGUUCAUUCACGUCAGGAUCCUUGACGUCGACUUUUCCUGGCAGCCAGGUCAGCACGUUUACCUCACAAUCCCUCGAGCAGGGCUAUUUGAGGCUCAUCCAUUCACAAUCGCGAAUGUUCCAAAAUCAAUUUCUCACGAGGACGGACCCAGCGACAUGGAACUGUAUAUUCGUGUCCACCGAGGAUUUACGAAACGGUUGCACCGAAAGUGUCGAGGCCUACAAUCUUCACAAUCUUUCCUGGCUUUCAUCAGCGGGCCCUGGGGCACUCCGACGUCGAUUCGCCGGUUUGAAUCCUUGGUCCUUGUGGCUACUGGAAAUGGCGCCUCUUUCACAGUUCCAAUCUUCCAACAAGCAUUGAUGACGGAGUCACACCUCCGGCAAAUAUCUUUUAUCUGGAUCGUCCCAUACUCCCACCAGCUGGACUGGUUCAAACAACAGCUCCUAAUGGCUGCGAGUUUGGCUCACGCCAGGAACAUCAAAGUUGCAAUUCGUGUCUAUGUCACGCGUCCCGUACGAGAUGGCGAUCUUCCACUUUCGGAAAACAACCCUCUACUUGGAUGCAGCUAUGAACUGAAACCGCGGUUGGAUGUGUCAACCACUGACACCCAAGACAUCGAGAACCCGGAUAAAGAGGCACGGUUUUCCAACACAUCCACCUCUGCAGAAAAUGAUGGCGGUGACCAGGAAAAUGAAAACGAGGUAUCGUCGUCACAUUUGUCGACAGCAUCCGCGGAGCAAACUCCCAUUAUGGUGAACAACGGACGGCCGGAUUUGGAUCCAUUAAUUCGACCCGUAGUAGAAGAGGCUUGGGGUGAAACUGGCAUUUUUGCAUGCGGCGGCGCUCAGUUCACGGGACAGAUAAGAAACUAUGUAGCCAGCCUCUCUGACGAAAGGGCAGUACACAAAGGUACCGGUGCCCAAGGGUUGUAUCUGUUCUGCGAGACGUACGGAUGGUGA
Messenger RNA from Exophiala dermatitidis NIH/UT8656, 1971 nucleotides. Its product is annotated as ferric-chelate reductase. Gene Ontology annotation, cellular component: plasma membrane. The record is from RefSeq and is a predicted model, not a curated record. Lineage: Eukaryota; Fungi; Ascomycota; Eurotiomycetes; Chaetothyriales; Herpotrichiellaceae. The coding region runs from base 1 to 1971 and encodes 656 amino acids. Gene Ontology annotation, biological process: copper ion import; iron ion transport; intracellular iron ion homeostasis. The transcript is spliced from 2 exons. Gene Ontology annotation, molecular function: ferric-chelate reductase activity.